ACCUUCAAAUCGAUCUUUCCUUCUCUCUAUCUUUCUUUCUUUCUUUCUUUCUCUUAGGUCUCUGAAAAAAGAAAAUCACCAUGUUUGAAGACUCCAUCUCCUUCAUACCUUCGAUCUGGACCGCUGCAAAUAGCUGGUUCACUCCUACUGUCUUCUUCAUCCUCCUUAAUAUCGUUAUUGGCACCAUUGCCAUCACCUCCAACUUAUCCCACCGCCAUCAACAACAACAACAACAAUCCAAACAAGAUCUCAAUCUUCAACAAAACCCACUUUUUAGAUCCCCUUCAGUUCUUCAACGUCUCCGUUCCAUCAAUUUCUAUCCUUAUAAAUACCAUGACCCAGAACCAUCUCCUUACCAUUUCUCCCCAUCAUAUGUUUCCGACGACUCUAAUUCCCCUCUCCACCAAACUUCCGACAAGCUCCAAACUCCACCGACCGAACCCCAUCAUGUUUUCCAACAAACCCAUCUCGAAGAAGAAACAGAGGAACAAGAUGAUGAAGAAGAGGAAGCGAAAUCAAUGGAUGAAGUUUACAGUCAAUUGACUAACCGUCAUGUUACCAGGACACGUUCAGACACCGAACCCGCCUCCGGCGAAGUACCCACUAAACUUCCGGCGAAGAUGAGAAAGUCUGCCAGUAUGAAAUCAGCGUUUGGGCACUUUAAUAAGGAUGACGCCGCCGCCGUCGUCGAGGCCCGUCGUCCUGCGACGGUUAGAGAAAGUAAGACACGUUUGGGUGAUGCGGAUGAAGAGGUAGAUGCAAAGGCCGACGAUUUCAUCAAUAAAUUCAAACAACAGUUGAAGUUGCAGAGGUUGGAUUCAAUUCUCAGGUACAAAGAGAUGAUCGGCAGAGGAACCCCAUCAAAUUAAAAAAAAAAAGGUAGUUUGAUUUUCAGGGGCUUGUUUACAAAUUUGUUAUAAAUCUGGGGGGUUGUUUUUUUUUUCUUGAAGAUUGGGAAAAGCUAUAGAUCUGAUAACUACGAAAGUUCAUUCCCAUCCUUUUAAUUUCGGUCAAAUGUCAAAUAUGACCUUGAAUAUUGAUGCUUACUUUUGAAUUGCAUAAGGGUCAGUUUUGACUAUUCACACUUACUUGCACAUAAAAUGCUAAUGGAUGAGUGAAAUGACAACAAGAUGAGGCGCUGGACAAAGGAAGAAGACAGCUUUUUUCUUUUCAUAUUCUUAUGUUUUCAUUUGUUUGCUUUUUCUAAUUAAAAAAGGUUUUAUAAAUUUCAUUGGUGAAUGGUGAUAGGGAACUUUCUAUUUGUAUUUUAUUGCAUUAUCAUGUCUUUUCUUUAAGACAGAUUCAUGUUGUUGUGUUUGAUUAUAUGUUUCAAAUAUAAUUGCCUUUUUUU
Impatiens glandulifera is the source of this 1351-nucleotide messenger RNA. RefSeq names its product pathogen-associated molecular patterns-induced protein A70-like. Bases 81 to 869 code for a protein of 262 amino acids. The record is from RefSeq and is a predicted model, not a curated record. NCBI's taxonomy places the organism in Eukaryota, Viridiplantae, Streptophyta, Magnoliopsida, Ericales, Balsaminaceae. The transcript has a single exon.